AUGCGCAACUGGCCUCGCGUGGUGAUGCUUGCUGCGGCCGCGUGGACCGGCGCGGCCGCGGCCAGGGAGUUCCGGGCUCUGGUGUAUCGCGGACCGGCCGUGUGCCAGAACUGUCCUGGGGCCCUGGCGCAGCUUUUGGAAUCAUCGCCGCAAAAGGUGGCCGUCACGUAUGCUGGUCCCGGUGAGGAGGUCAAGGUGACGGCCGAGAGCUUGCGCAACGUGGAUGUGUUUGCGUACGGAGGCGGGCCAGACCUAGACGGCGCCUGGGCGGAAAUCCAAGACGCGGCCCCCGCGAUCCGCGACUUCGUCUCCCGGGGCGGCCGCUACAUGGGCGUCUGCCUCGGGGCCUUCCUCGCCGGCUUCUCGCCGGGCCUCGGGCUCCUCCCUGCCGGGGCCGACGUCGACCGCGAGAUCGACCAGCGCCGCGCGCAGGUGGCCAACGACUCCGACACCCUCAUCCAGGUCGACUGGACCUUCCAGUCCGCCGCGGCCGGCCACGCCAGGGGCCAGACCGUCAGCGACCGCUGGGCCUACUUCCAGGACGGCGUCGCCAUCAAGGGCCUCCCCGGGGCGCGACGACGCGCCAGGGACAGGGCCGCCGGCCACGCCGUGCUCGCGCGGUAUUCCCAGUCCGGCGACGUCGCUGCCUCGCGGACCCCCCACGGCGACGGAUGGGUCGUCCUCGUUGGCAUCCAUCCGGAAGCAACCUCCCUGUGGUACAAUAGGUACAACUUGACCAACCCUGAUGGUAUCCAGUUCGAUAUCGGAUACGACUUUGUCAGUGCCGCUUUGGGGUCUGCCGACGGAACGCCCGGGAACCAGACCCAGAAGAGCGGGGCGAGCAGAGGGGAACGCGGUGCGCCGCAUAACCCUUUGGGUUUGGUAGUUCAGAUGGUUAAGAAACUCUUUUGGGGGCGGUGA
This is a messenger RNA of Metarhizium brunneum ARSEF 3297, 921 nucleotides long. RefSeq lists its product as uncharacterized. NCBI's taxonomy places the organism in Eukaryota, Fungi, Ascomycota, Sordariomycetes, Hypocreales, Clavicipitaceae. The record is from RefSeq and is a predicted model, not a curated record.